GAAAACACAGACAGACUCAUUACACUAAUUAGAAAACCAGAGUAAAAAGUGCCAAGGAAAAACUUCAAGAAACCAUAUGAGAAAGAAACCUUGAGAGAACUGGACUCAAAGGGAAACCAUCCUCCUCUGGGUGAUACCAGAUAGUAGUAUCAUGAAUCAUUACAGUAUAUAGAAAUGAAUAAAUGCAGUAAAAAACAAAUGCUGAAAGUAUGUUCAGUAUGAGUAUAUUGUGAUCAAAAGUCUUACAGAAUUAUCAUGGAAACACAUUUCAAAAAUCUACCAGAAAUAGUAGAGCAUUAGGUAUAUAAUCCUAUUAUGAUUUGAGACACACUUAUACUGAUCUCAGAUACUGUUUAGGAGGACAGUAGAUGAUUGGUAUGCAGGUUCCAGCUGUUUGGAUCUACACUGAAAAACAAGCUUAUGCUACAAAAGAAGAUAUUACAUUCCUGGCUAUGACUGAAGAGCCUGAUCCACUCGGGUUUCUGUGGCAUUUUGGGGACCAAACAGCAGUUAAAAUGUCAUCUAGGACAUUUGUUAAGAAAUACCUACAUCCAGACAGGUACAACGUUACAGUCAGCGUCUCCAGCAGCCAAGGCUCUGUUAGCUCAGAAGUUCAUACUGUAGUGAUUCAAAGAGCUGUGCAUCUUAACAGACUGCUGUACACUCGCUCAGUGCUGCUGAACAAAUCAGUGCCUUUCAGCUGCCGAAUCGACGCUGGAACAGACGUCACUUAUCUCUGGGAUUUUGGAGAUGGAUCAAGAAGAAUUGGAAAGGACAGUGAGCAUCAUGUGUUUAAAAGUACAGGAGAGUUCAUAGUAGAAGUGAUCGUCACCAACCUAGUGAGCUCUGCCUCUUUAAAAGGACAUGUGUUUGUCGUUGUUGAGCCAUGCCAACCUCCACCUGUGAAGAACAUGGGACCCAGCAAGAUCCAGGUAUUGCGUUACCAGCCUGUGUGGCUUGGUGUGACAUUUGAAGAGCAGAUCCAGUGCAAUGUCUCCAAAGGCCUCCACUACAGCUGGACUCUCUAUGGACCAACCAGACUGCAGCUCUCUACCACAGGCAUUAAAACAAACCAACAACAUCUGAAGCUUCCGGAGUACUUCCUUCAUUACGGCACAUAUAAAGUAGCAGCUAAGGUUCAGAUUGUAGGCAGCAUAGUUUAUAGUACCUACGCUGUUUUGCUCGAGGUGAUGCCGAGCACACCUGUGAGCAUCAUAAGUGGAGGAACAAAUGUGUUUAUCAACCGUCACAACAGCAACUCAAACAUCACUGUGGAUGGAUAUAGGUCAUAUGACCCAGAUUUUCCUGAAAACGUUAUGAGUUAUAGGUGGAAAUGCAGGCCAGUAAACACAGCUGAGACCUCUUGUUUCUCUGCACAUGUUCAGACUUCCUCUGCAUUGCUAAUGUUUCCUGCAACAUCACUAAAUUCUAACUGUGAUCUGUUCAAGUUCACACUUACUGUACAAAGUGGCAAUCGGUCCUCUUCUUCCGAGAUGUUCAUCACUGUGAGAUCCAAACCAACCAGCAUCAUUCAUGUAUCUUGCAAAGAGGGCAGAGGGAAUUCUGUCAAUUGGAACGAGAGGUUCUCUGUCACAGCUGCGUGUAAACAUUGUCCUAUUAAUAUCACCUACUCCUGGAAGCUCUAUUUAGUAAAUGCAUCUAGCAAAAGCAUACCAGAUGUGCCUUUCUGCAGCAGUUUGGACAUAAGCUUACCUUCUAAACUGGUGGAGCACGAAAAUUUCCUUCAACAGCCUGCUACAUCUGUUCCUCUAUCCAUCCUAAAUCACCACAAAACAUCCAGCAGGGGCAACAUUAAGAUCACACAUGACAGUUUUGUCAGUUGGCCCAGACAGGGGAGAUCAGAGGAGCAGACGAAUCCAUCCCUUUCUGUCCUGCUGUCUGAGACAGACAGUGCAUCAGCUGAAAUGGGAUCAGGUGAAGUCAGUGAGAUGGAUUUUACUCUGUUUAAUCCUGCUCAUAUGAAAGAAGACAAAAACACGAGCGAGAAGGAUUUUGUAGCUGAAUAUCCCAAUGAGCAUGGAUAUCUAGACUAUGAGGAUUUUUAUUCCGGAAUAGAGGAAGCGGACUCAGGGGUUUCAGUAGGCCGGCCAAAUGGACCCCACAAUUUAGACAAGGUGAUUUCCCAUUCAAGCGAAUAUGACGGUGAUAACCUGGUAGGUCCUGGUAGCCUCGACAAUGUAGUGUUUGAGAAAACCUUGCUGGAUCUUCACAGAGAACUCAUUGAGCCUGCAAUCUUUCAGUCCUUCACAUCCACAGAUAUAUCCUCAUCUGUUAUCACAUUUAAACCCAUGAUGCUAAAGCCGAAAAGUCUUUACAUGCUAGAGGUCACUUCAAGUUCUGAGCAUGUUCUGCAGGGAAAGACCCAGCUGUUUUUCUCCACACAUCCUGUUCCCGAGGAAAUGGUGUGCCAUGUGCAACCCAGCUUAGGUUUUGAGCUCCAUACACAAUUCAGCAUCUUCUGCAGUUCAGGAAAAAAGGAUCUCUUGUAUGAAUACAGCUUUAGUGUGGGAAAGUCAACAAAAAAAGUGAUCUAUCAAGGCAGAGAUUACCAGAACUAUUUUUAUCUUCCAUCAGGAGAUCCAUAUGAUGAUUACAAAGUCACCAUCUACAUUAAAAUUGAGAACAGAUUUGGGGCAUCUACCAAGCCGUGUCCUGUGAACGUCAAAGUUUGGCCGAGCUUCAAGAGAGAUUCAACGUCUCUCUCCAAUCCAGAUCAGGAACUGUUUAUGUAUGGUUUGCGUAAUCUAACCAACCUAAUACAGGUGAAGAACACCCAAGACAUUAUUAAUUACAUCUUUCUCCUGACUGCUACUUUGAACCGUCUGAGUUUGGACCCAGAAUCUUGUGUGAAACUACAGACACAAACACGAGCCGCUCUCAUUUCAGCAAUUUUUCAACUGGAUGCCACAAACCAGGAACUGCUCUUUGAUAUCCUUCAAACUCUUGUAGACCUUAUGAAAGUUUCCAAUCAAGUGACGUUUGACAGCGCAGUACUGGUGACAAAAUAUAUUCAAAAUCUAUCCUCUCUUCGUGAGUCCAGCUUAUUGGAUGUGUGGGUGGUGAAGGCUGUCAUACACAUCCUCUCAUAUAUUCUGGAAGCUCAAAUUCCUUCUUCCAAGUUGACACUUGAUGCUCUUCACAUCACUACUAACUCAGUGUUGAUGUAUCUGCUAUCCAACAGAGAGUUUCAGUUCAGUGAGAAUACCAAAUUCCUAAAAUUGGUAGCUUGGCAGACUUGUGAUUUGCCACUCACAAGAAAAAAUGUUGAUUUGACAACAUUUUACAUUCCUCACAUGCCAGUGAUUAAACACCCAAGCAGAUAUUAUGAUGGAAAAUCCUGCUUUAUCACGUUAAUCCAAUCCUAUAGGCAGAAUCCAUAUCACUGGGUUAGGACUCCAUUACAGAUGAAGGGACAUGUUGCUGAAAUGAAACUCUUCAACUGCAGCUCCAGAAGAGAAAUCAAAAUGAGACACUUGUCCACUCCACUCAUCAUUGAGUUUGAGAAGCAAGAGAACCCAGGGGUUGAGUUCACACUCUCACGCUCUGAAGUAAACACUCAUCAGUUCAACGUCACAGCUGAACUUCUGCAAAAGGCAGUGGAGAUUAGGGUGGAGUUCAGAAGACCACCAAGACGGCCUUUCCCCAUCUUGUUGCUCUUCAGAAUGCACCAAAAGCCAACACCUUUGUUGUACAAUGUACGUAAUGUCUAUCACUGGAAAGGACAAGUGGCUCAGAUCUUUUUACCCGCUUCAUCUUUAAAAGACACUGGUAUCGCAUUUCUGAUGCUCCUCAAUGCUGAUUAUGAUAAAAGAUCUAGAAAUAAAUACAUGGCACAUGAAGUGGACUACACACUGAGAGUUGAGUCCACUCAAUGCUUAGUUUGGGAUGGUGUGAAAGACUGGAGAUCUGAUGGAUGUUCUGUGCUCAAAAGCUUCACCUCAACCAAAGUGAACUGCAGUUACAACCAGCUAUCAUCGUUCACUUUUGCACAUCAGAUGAUCCAAAGCCUUUACAGUGUUUCAGACAUCACUGAGUACACAAGCAUCUGUGCCAACCCUAUGGUGAUUAUUGUAAUGGUGGUUGUAGUGGCUGUCUACACUGUGCUAUUGGUGUUUUGUAAUCAUGCUGAUAUUCAGGUGGAAAAGGAUUUGGGAACAUUCCUUCUGCCAGACAACAAUCCUUCAGACGAGUUCCUCUAUGCUGUUACUAUCGACACAGGCCUCAGAUCAAGAGCCAGAAUGACAGCAAAGGUAUAUAUAGUUCUGUAUGGUGAGAAAGGAGUGUCUCAAAUGAGAGAGCUCAGCAAUCCUGACCACACACUCUUCACUCACAAUUCCAGGAGAACGUUUAUUCUGAGCUCAGCCCAGAGUCUGGGCCAAUUAUGGCAGGUGUGUUUGUGGCACAAUGGUGGAGGUACGUCUCCCAGUUGGUUUCUGAAUCACGUGAUGGUGAAAGACAUAGUAGACGGAUCAAGUUGGACCUUUCUGGCGCAGUGCUGGUUGGCAGUGGAUGAAGGAGACGGACAAGUGGAGCGAAAACUGCUUGCUUUAGACCGACAGCUCACAUUCAGAGAGUUGCUGCAUCUGAAUCUUGCUGAUUACUUAGAGGACUUGCACCCAUGGCUGUCUGUUUACAGUCGGCCAUCUUACAGCUCACAUACAUUCACUCAGCGCUUGAGUGUCUGUUUCCUACUGCUGCAGGUUUACAUGUCCGCUAACUGCAUACUCAUAUACUUUCACGAAGACCAGCACUGGUUGGAGUCAGGCCUGAUUGGUGUUUCGCUGAUCUCAGUGUGGACAGGACUGUGUGCACUUACUUUUCUACCUUUAGGCUCUCUUAUGUCCUUCCUCUUCCGCAUCAGCAAGACAAACAAAUAUGGCAGGGAUUCAGGGGAUCAGUAUACAGUCAGAAUUCCUUACAUCUUCUCUGUAGAUGGUGACCGCAAUGCUUUUCUGUUGAGGGAUAAUGUGUCUGAACUGAACGAUUCACGGAGCACUGUUUCACAAUGGAAAAAUAAAUGUCAGGUUUUGAAGGCAUGUGAUUUGGAGUCUUUGUCCUGUGUGAAACGGAGAGAAAGCUCAGCACUGCAGAAAGCCACUGAUACUGUCUCGUGCAUUGAAAUGAUUGAAAAAAAUAUUCCGGACAACAAUGACAAAUUACAGAAUGAAUUUAGCUCUGUUGUAGUAAAUGAUCUCACAAACAACAAUGUUUAUAGAAGAAGCAGAUCUCUGCAAGCUUGGUGCUACUAUGGGACAUGGAUUUUGUUGCUGUGCGUGUCCGUCACUUGUAUAAUCAUUACUGGAAUUCUGGGACUGAAAUUUAGCUCUACAAAGUGUCUCCUGUGGAUUCACUCAGUAUUUUUCUCCUUGCUCUUCUGUGCUUUUGCAGCACACCCAGCACUGAUAUUUAUUGUUGCGGUAUGUGUAACUCUGCAACGAGGGGAUCAGAGUUAUUUUUGCCAAAUCUCAGCUGUUGAGGAGCCAGUCAAAGAGCUGCUAAAAAAUAACAGCCGAAAUGGAGCCUGUGUGGAGAAGCAGUCCUUGUCCAGCUCAUAUCAUCACAGAGAGGAGAUCAGUAUGAAUUUUGAAAAGGUGCUGGCAGCCCGUCAGAGAGCCAGAUAUUUGCGUCUCGCACGUCCACCUACUUUCACUGAGCUUCAAAGUGUGAGGAGCCAAAUUAAAAAAAGGUCACAUCUUCAGAAAACAAUAAGAGAGCUGAUGUUAUAUGGCUUUGCCUCGUGUAUAGUUGGCACUUUGGCUUAUGGAAAAUCCUCCAGUGAUAAGUUUUAUCUGAAUCAGGCAGUCAGAGCUCACUUUACUGGGAUGGCUUCAAUCCAGAAGCAUGAUGACUGGUGGAACUGGGUAGAAAACACACUUCUACAUGAGCUCUAUUUUUAUUCCCAUGAAUAUAGUGGGGUGGAAGACAGUGUAAAAGCUAUCUCUUUAAUUGGAGAGCCGGUCAUUAUGAAGAUGGAAGGAACAGACAAUUCAUCAUGUCAGUCAUCAUCUGGAGCUCUAGCAUCUUUUUUUAGUGCUUUCAUUGAACCUUACCAAUGUGGGAAACUCGGGUGUUAUGACGGAGCAGGAUUUAAUGUCCCAUUAGGAAAAAACAGGUCUGAAGCAUCCAGCAAGCUUAAGACACUGUGGACUUCAGACUGGAUGCGCAGCUCCACCCAUGCCAUAAACCUCCAGUUCACUUUAUAUAGCCCUGUUUAUAACCUCUUUACCACUGUCACCAUGCUUGGUGAAAUGUCAUGCAUGGAAGCUGUUCUAUCCUCAGUCUUCAUUUCCUCUGCCAGACUUCAUCACUUUCCCUGUGCCCUUCAUUACAGUGCUACAGCUGGAGAGCUUCUCCUGCUCUUCUUUACUUUGCUUCAAAUCUACUUUCAAAUAUAUGCCAUGGCUCAAAGAGGACGAUGUUACUGGUCAGACUUCUGGAACUGGAUAAAAGUGAUUGUAGUCCUGCUCAGUCUUCUGUGCUUUGUCUGUUCUGUGAUUCACUUCAAAGUGAUCACAGACACAAUGGAACAGCUCAGAAGAGAAGAUUUCAAGACCUUUGUCGACUUAAGUCCUGCUUCUUCUUGGGAACAGUGCACUCAUUCACUUUAUGGGCUCCUUCUGUUCAUUCUUCUGAUUAAAUGUUGCUCAUUGCUAUGCCUCAAUGAAGCCAUGGCCACAGCUGUAUCUACAGUGAGAGUUGUCUUCUCCAGUCUGCUAUGGCCUGUGAUAACUGGCGUGAUCUUUAUUUUCGCUUUCUCCUCCCUGGGGAUCCUGGUUAACUUACCAAAACCAGUUUAUUCUCUUAUCACGCAUCAUUUUGGCAUUGGAAAGCUUGAUGGUUCACACAAAAAUCAAGCCUCUUGGAUGCUUUGUUGCUACGGAGCCUUAAUCUGCAUUGUGUCUUUUUCAGUGAAAGCAGUGACAACUGGUAUACUCAGUUUGGUUGUGAAAAGGGCAAAAUCUAAGAGGAGAAAACCUCAUCUGUCUGUCCUGGACCUCUGCACUUAUAUCCAUGAUGAGGCUCUGGCGCUUGUUGGUAAAGGCAGGCAGAAGUGGCCUGUUCAUCCAAAAAACAACAAUUUUGUCCUGGAGGAGUUUGAGGAUCUGGUUGAUGAGCUCCUGCUCAAGCUUAAUGUCAUUUCCAGUAGUGAUGAAGACCAGGAAAACUAUGAGGACCAGAGUCCUCUCCAAUCAGCAUAUGACUUCAGCUCAGAGAUCAGUGAUGAAAACAAAUUGCAGAAAAUGGAAAUAAAGCGAGAAAACAGUCUCGGGUCACUGCUUGAAAGGAACAACCUGCAGAGCUUUAGACGGAGUGAGGAAACAAUCCAUGACCAGGCAAUUUACACAGAUCCAAAGGGCCAUCAGAACAUCUCCACAUCUCCUGUAAAGAAGUUAAAGAACUCUCAAACAUCUUUCGGCAUACAUCAAACCAUCAGUGUUCAUAUUGAAGGCAGUGAGAUACUAAAGGCAAAUAGAUCACAAUCACUUAAGAUGACUAUGGAGGACCAUGACUGUGAUAAUACAGUCCUGAAUAAAGCUCUUAAUUCCCAACACCCUAUGGGUUUCAUCUCUCAUACUGGGAGGUUGACAAACCGAUCAUGUCACAGAAAGUCAUGUAGAUUGUUCUGUUUGAAUGAACCACAUGCAGAAAAACAGACUGAAGUGGAAAAUAUUCCAGGCCAGUGUUACUGAAUAGUGAAAUACAAUGAAUCACGAUUUUACUCGAUACACAAGAUGGCAAAUAUUUUGUUUUGUUGUAUAGCAUUAAAAAGCUAGAAAAGGGACUUCUUUUAUUUGUUUUGUCUAAUAAGAUUAACACAGAAAUUGAUUAAACAUGCAUUUCAUUUUGAAUCUCAAAUACACGCUUAAUCUGAAAAACUAAAUUCAGUGUUGGUUCAAUAUCUAAUGGUACCAUACAAAUUCCAAAUAACAUUCAAAUUCAGAUUUUGCAUUUUGGUUUUGGGACAAGAUCUCCCAAACAUGACAGUUGAAAUUUGGAAAAAAAGGUCAGCUGGUCUUUUUCCAGUCUUCAACUGUCCAGUUUGACUGAGUCUAUGUUUAUGAGAGACUCGGAUUCCUGUGCAUAUUUAGAAGCUUUUCUGCUCACCGUGGAUGCAAUGAGUGUUUAUUUGAGUUACUGUAGACUUCCUGUGACCUCACACCUGUCUGGAAAUUCUCCUUUGGUGGAAUUCUCCACACCUUGAUAAGUUGCUGAACUAAGAGGUGUAUUGGGACUUUAAACAGUGCUUCACCUUGGCAAACACUUGCACACUUUUUUCUAUCCUUCUCCUUAACAGGUGUGGCCAUUGCAAACAGUAUGAUAAAAUUACAUAUACAGUAUAUAUCAAAAAUAAAAUUGUACAAAUCUACAAAACAACUACAGUAUUAAUUACCAAAAAUCCUUUAAAAUCAUUUACUAGAAGUUUUAUCUUAA
Messenger RNA from Tachysurus fulvidraco (yellow catfish), 8454 nucleotides. RefSeq names its product polycystic kidney disease 1 like 1. Bases 369 to 7712 code for a protein of 2447 amino acids. The record is from RefSeq and is a predicted model, not a curated record. Gene Ontology annotation, molecular function: calcium channel activity; protein binding. Gene Ontology annotation, biological process: detection of mechanical stimulus. The transcript is spliced from 50 exons. NCBI's taxonomy places the organism in Eukaryota, Metazoa, Chordata, Actinopteri, Siluriformes, Bagridae. Gene Ontology annotation, cellular component: membrane.